Prorocentrum cordatum is the source of this 360-nucleotide messenger RNA. Lineage: Eukaryota; Dinophyceae; Prorocentrales; Prorocentraceae. The record is from the annotation of a GenBank genome assembly.
CCCGCGCUCGGCCGAGCCGCGUGGGGCCCGCGCCCCGUCGCGCGAGCCGCCGACGACGCGGCGGCCCUCGCACGACCACUCGGCGCGGCGGCCCUCGCACGGGUCGGCCUCGGUCACUUCGCCAUCGCCCGCCGCGGCGAGGAGGACAAAGUGGAGAAACGCGCUGAUAUUUGGGGACCGACUCGUGGGCCGACUGCCAGAACUCCUGGCCUCAGCGCUGGGCCCGCUCGGCGUCCCUGGAGGUCAGCUGCUUCGCUGCUGGAGGCAGUACGAGCGCCGACCUGGAGGCCCAGGCCGAGCUCUUCGACGAGCUCGCCCGCUACCAGCCGUUGCGGCCUACCUUGGCGGUCAUACACAUAG